Ostrinia furnacalis (Asian corn borer) is the source of this 1043-nucleotide messenger RNA. It is a transcript of the gene Arl5, whose product is annotated as ADP-ribosylation factor-like 5. Gene Ontology annotation, molecular function: GTPase activity; GTP binding. NCBI's taxonomy places the organism in Eukaryota, Metazoa, Arthropoda, Insecta, Lepidoptera, Crambidae. The record is from RefSeq and is a predicted model, not a curated record. Bases 316 to 855 code for a protein of 179 amino acids. The transcript is spliced from 5 exons.
CUAGCCUGACAAGUUUGACGGUAUCACAUCACUAUGUACUGUAAUACCGAUUGCUCUUCUUCCUCCGCAAAGAAAUGAAAGUUCGACGCGUAACAUAUUUUUCGCAUAUAUUCUAAAAAUGUAACAAUUUAAUAAUUUCGAAGUGAAUAAUAGUGCGAGUGCAUACAUAUUACUAUCCUUGAAAGAUUUUAUGAAGUACUGGAGUUAUUUAAUUUGAUAAAAAUAAAUGAGACAAGGAAUGAAACAAGUACCUUGUUUGCCUUCCAGUCUUUGUCCCUUUGAUCUGUUUUAUUCAGUGAAGGGUAUUUAUUUAUAAUGGGGUUGUUGAUUUCGAAAAUUUGGAGCCUCUUUGGAAACGAGGAACACAAGUUGGUCUUGGUCGGACUUGAUAAUGCGGGCAAGACUACAAUCCUCUACCAACUGCUACUCGGCGAAGCGGUGCAUACCAGGCCGACUAUCGGGUCUAACGUAGAGGAAGUGAUCUGGCGGAACCUACGCUUCGUUAUGUGGGACCUGGGAGGACAACAGAGCCUGCGGUCAGCGUGGAACACCUACUACACAAACAGUGAAUUCGUGAUAAUGGUGAUCGACUCGACGGACCGACAGCGGCUGGGCAUCAGUCGCGAGGAGCUGCACCGAAUGCUUGACCACGAGGAGCUCAGUCGCGCCUGCCUUCUGGUGUUUGCCAAUAAACAGGACGUCAAGGGCUCGAUGACGGCGGCGGAGAUCUCGGAGCAGCUGGACCUCACGUCCAUCAAGCAGCACCCCUGGCACAUACAGGCCUGCUGCGCGCUCACCGGCGAAGGGUUGCAUUUGGGGCUUGAAUGGAUUGCAAGCCGAAUAAAGAAGAAAUGAUAUGUUCCAUUAGAGCUAGAUAUUCCUCUUUGUAUUGUAGUAGAUAUAAGUAUCUAAUAAUACCUGUCUAAAAUGAACAUCCAUGUUAGAGCAUUGUUAACGUUACAUUUUACAUUUCAAUGGAGGAUUAUAUUUUUAAUAAAUGUGUAAUGUAAAUGCAAAUUAACUACGAUUAAUAAGUUUUACUA